CAAUGGAUCCUAUCUUCCUCGCGUCCGCGGUCACGACAUGGGUGCUCAACAAGCUGCUCGACAGCCUCAAAGACGCUACCAUCAAAGCGCUGCUGGGGACGGAAGGUCUCACCACGGAGGUGAAGUAUCUCGUCCACGCACUCGAUCGCGCCAACCUCAUCCUUGGCUCCUUGUCCGCCGGCGCCGCCGCCGGGGUCAAGCUCGGGAACCAGCAGCUGGGGCCGCAGAUCAUCGAGGUGCAGCACCUGGCGGUCAAGUUGGCCAAGCACAUCGAUAAGCUCCAGUACUAUGAUCUCGGGGAAAAGGUAAAGAAGAUGAACCUGAAGGACUGCAACCAGUUAACAUCCAAAAUGAUGUCCCUUGCUCUAACAGGACAAUCCAAGGGGAAAAUCAAAAAAUCUGACCUCCAAGACAUGGGGCAUACUGUGAACAGUCUACAUAAGAUCUGUGACAUUGUUCACAAUGCUCUCUUGCUGGAAAAACUUGAUAAACUGUAUGGAGCAACUCAAAAUACUAGCACAGAUGCACGUGAAACGGUAGAGAACUCCACAGAAACUGAGGAGUUCGAGAGGGAAGAGAAGGCUGGUAUUGUAAAAAUAAUUACUGCAAGUGCAUCAAGUGAUCAUGGCCUUUUGGUUCUUCCAAUUUUUGGUGAUGGAGGUGUUGGGAAGACUACACUUGCCCGACUAGUGUACCUUGACCCACAGGUGAAAGCUAAGUUUGACAUCAAGAUCUGGAUUUAUGUGUCUUCUAACUUUGAUGAGAUCAAGCUUUCACACGGAAUUCUGGAACAUAUAGCACCUGACCGGGAGUAUACAAGUACCAAAAAUCUCAAUGUGCUUCAGCUUGCUAUCAAGGGACACUUGCAAAGCAAAAGAUUUCUGCUUGUUCUGGACGACAUGUGGGAAGAGAGCCAGGGUCGCUGGGACAAUCUGCUGGCUCCACUUAGAUGUACAGAUUCCAAGGGUAAUGUGAUUUUGGUGACAACUCGAAAGUUAUCUGUUGCCAAUAUAACAGGAAAAAUGGAGAAUCAUAUCCAAUUGAAUGGUAUGGAUGCUGCUAUUUUUUGGCGCUUCUUCAAAACAUGCAUAUUUGGCUAUGAGAAAUGUAAAGGCCAAGGAAAGCUUCAGAAUAUUGGGAAGAAGAUAGCAGCCAAACUGAAUGGAAAUCCAUUAGCUGCUAAAAGUGUAGCCGCCCUCUUGAGAAGAAAUCUUAAAGAGGGUUACUGGAACAAUAUUUUAAACAGAGAUGAAUGGAAGUUACAAAAUGCAGUGGAUGACAUCAUACCAGCACUCAAGAUCAGUUACAAUCACCUCCCCUACCAUCUCCAACAGCUAUUCUCAUACUGUUCUCUGUUUUCGAAGGGUUUCAAAUUUGACAAGGAACAGCUAAUAUGUAUGUGGAUUGCUCUUGGCUUUGUCAUUGACGAAAGAAAGGAAUUGGAAGAUGCAGGAAGUGACAACUUUGAUGAUUUGGUAGACCGGAGUUUCUUUCAUAGAGAUGAACAAUAUUUCAUCGUGCAUGAUUUAAUGCAUGAUGUAGCUCAAGAAGUUGCACUACAUGAGUGCCUAAAUGUUGAUGGCUCAGAUCCUUUGAAUGUAUUCAAAUCUAUUCGUCAUGUAGGCAUCUGGACUGAGUCGGUUUACAAGGAAGAAAUUAUAGAACGUCAUAUACAGUUUGAGCAAAAGUUGGAUGCAAUUGUGAAUAAGGAUAUUCUGAAAACCUUAGAAAGUUUAAUGCUUGUGGGUGUAUAUGACGAGAACUUCUCUGAAAAGUUUGUGGGCACUCUGAAGAAGCUAAGUUAUGUCCAGAUACUUCGGUUAUCAGUAAUGCCUUUCAAUGUGGACGUUUUGCUAUCUAGUGUCGAAAAGUUCAUCCAUCUUCGCUACUUAGAACUCAGGUAUAGUUCCGACAAACACAAACCUUUGCCUGAUGCUAUUUGUAAUCUAUACCACCUAAUGGUUUUGGACAUCACCCAUUGGAGUGGCCUAAAUGAUCUACCCAAGUACAUGAGUAAUCUCUUGAACCUACGGCACCUGCUCGUUCCGGGGUCAGGAUCAUUGCACUCUAAGAUAGCCAGAGUUGGACAACUUAAGUUUCUGCAGGAGCUGAAAGAAUUUCAGGUUCAACAAGGGAGUGGCUUUGAGAUUUCCCAGAUGGAAGAACUAAAUGAGAUCAAAGGGUCGCUUAGUAUCCUUGGUCUCGAGAAUGUCAAAAACUAUGAGCAGGCCAGGAGUGCUAGCAUUGAAGGUAAAACACAUCUCAGGACACUCUUGCUCUCAUGGGGAGAAUACCGUGAUGUUCAGAACGAAGUAAUGGAGGGCCUUAAACCCAAUGUUGACCUUGCACAUCUUCAUGUGGUAAAUUAUGCUAGUGCUACUCCAACAUGGUUGGGAAAGGUUUUCUCACUGAGCAAUUUGGAAAGCCUCCAGCUCGAAGACUGUACUAGAAUGGAGACCCUUCCACCGUUUGAGGAGUUGCAAUUCCUGAAGAAAUUAUCAUUGAUCGGUAUGUCCUCUCUGAAAGAUGUCAGCAUUGACUUCAAUUAUGUGAUGUGA
Molecule: messenger RNA, 2558 nt
Organism: Lolium rigidum
Lineage: Eukaryota; Viridiplantae; Streptophyta; Magnoliopsida; Poales; Poaceae
Product: putative disease resistance protein RGA3
Exons: 2
Coding region: 3-2558 (851 amino acids)
Biological process (GO): defense response to other organism
Molecular function (GO): ADP binding
Source: RefSeq, a predicted model, not a curated record